AUGCUGCAUCUUUUUGUCCACAUGUGUAAGGAGGCAACUGGUCAUGGAAGCAUGUGCUUGCAUCUAAAAUUUAAAUGGCUGGCAACCUGCAAGAAGCCUUUGAAUAUAUGCAACUCUUUUUAUUCCUUUCCUGCCUCAGGAGUCAGGCGCCGUGAGGGAGGGGUGGGAUGGAGUGUGGUCUUAUCUUUGUCCUCAUGCAACUUCAUUGAACAUGAAAUUUUCACUACCAAGUUUCAGAAACAAGAUGGCGUUGUUCUGAUGGCUACAACUAGAAAUAUCAAGCAAAUUGAUGAGGCCUUACAGCGGCCUGGACGGAUGGACAGAGUAUUUUAUCUUCAACAGCCAACCCAAGCAGAGAGGGAGAAGAUUUUAUACUUAUCUGCUAAAGAAACCAUGGAUGAAGACCUUAUUGAUUUUGUAGACUGGAGAAAGGUUGCUGAGAAGACAACUCUUUUACGACCAGUAGAAUUAAAACUUGUUCCUGUUGCUUUGGAAGGUAGUGCCUUCAAGAGCAAGUUUCUUGACACAGAUGAACUCAUGAGCUACUGCAGUUGGUUUGCGACUUUUAGCGGUAUGGUUCCAGAUUGGGUUCGGAAAACCAAAAUUGCAAAGAAGAUGAGCAGGAUGAUGGUAAAUCAUCUGGGACUAACAUUGAGUAAAGAGGAUUUGCAGAAUGUGGUUGAUCUAAUGGAGCCAUAUGGUCAAAUAAGCAAUGGAAUAGAACUUCUGAAUCCUCCACUUGACUGGACAAAAGAGACCAAGUUUCCACAUGCUGUUUGGGCUGCUGGUCGUGGUCUGAUUGCUGUUCUUUUACCCAAUUUUGAUGUGGUUGAUAAUCUAUGGCUGGAGCCAUGUUCUUGGCAGGGUAUUGGAUGUACAAAGAUUAGCAAGGCCAAAAACGAAGGUUCCUUGAAUGGGAAUUCAGAAUCAAGAUCAUACCUUGAAAAAAAGCUUGUAUUUUGUUUUGGUUCAUAUAUAUCAUCCCAACUACUACUUCCAUUUGGUGAAGAAAAUUUUCUCUGUUCUUCAGAAUUAAAACAGGCUCAGGAGAUAGCUACGAGGAUGGUGAUUCAGUAUGGGUGGGGGCCUGAUGACAGUCCUGCAAUUUACUACAGUAACAAAGGGGUUACAUCUUUAAGCAUGGGGAACAGCCAUGAGUAUGAGAUGGCAGCUAAAGUUGAAAAGCUGUACGAUUUAGCAUAUCUUAAAGCAAAGGAUAUACUUCAGAAAAAUCGACGAGUUCUUGAGAAGAUUGCUGAAGAAUUGCUUGAAUUUGAGAUCUUAACUGGCAAGGAUUUAGAAAGAAUGGUUGAAGAUAAUGGUGGCAUGCGGGAGAAAGAGCCCUUUUCCCUUACCAAAGCUAGUUAUACAGAGGCUUGUUUAGAACAUUUUGAUGCAAACAACAUGGUUGCAGAAUAA
Dovyalis caffra is the source of this 1419-nucleotide messenger RNA. The record is from the annotation of a GenBank genome assembly. Lineage: Eukaryota; Viridiplantae; Streptophyta; Magnoliopsida; Malpighiales; Salicaceae.